Messenger RNA from Rotaria sp. Silwood1, 456 nucleotides. The record is from the annotation of a GenBank genome assembly. Lineage: Eukaryota; Metazoa; Rotifera; Eurotatoria; Philodinida; Philodinidae.
AUGGGUCCACGUAAAGGUCAACAAACAGCUAAACAAGAACAAGUUAGUUUAGGUCCACAAUUAGCUGAAGGAGAACUUAAUUUUGGUGUUGCUCAUAUUUAUGCAAGUUUUAAUGAUACAUUUGUUCAUGUCACUGAUCUUUCUGGAAAAGAAACAAUAGCUCGUGUAACAGGUGGAAUGAAAGUAAAAGCUGAUCGUGAUGAAGCAUCACCAUAUGCUGCUAUGUUAGCUGCACAAGAUGUUGCUGAACGUUGUCGUGGAUUAGGCAUAACUGCUUUACAUGUACGACUUCGUGCAACUGGUGGAAAUAAAACAAAAACACCUGGACCUGGUGCUCAAUCAGCACUUCGUGCUCUUGCACGAUCGGGACUCAAAAUUGGAAGAAUUGAGGAUGUAACACCAAUUCCAUCAGAUAGUACAAGACGAAAAGGUGGUCGACGUGGUCGUCGUUUAUAA